CAGUCAUCGGCGAAAAAUUUGGAUAUCAUUUUUUUGAUUGUAUAUAAGCUGAACUUGGAUCCUCCUUCCAGAUGAUCAAGAAGUAGUUCAAACAACAAACAUCUCUACCUUGCAGGUUGACAGAAGCAUACAUUUCUACACUUGACUAUUCAAAGACAACACAUUACUCACAAUCGUCUCCCAUUACGACAACACCCACAAACCACAACACCCACAACCACAAUGUCGUCAACCACAAGUCACGUCUCGGCCAACGGCCAAACCACCCACAGCCAGUCGACCGUGUCGCACACGCCGGCCCCACCGAGCACCGGGACCAGCCACGCCUACGCCGCCGCCCUGGCGCUCGGGCCGGCCAUGCCCUGGAGCGGAGAGGCGUACAAGGCCAUGACUGCGAGGAAACCGGGCCACUACGCCAAGAAGCCGCAGCACAAGACCGGCAGCAGCAGCAGCAGUGGUUGGAGGUCGCUGCUCAAGGGCUCCUCGGCCGGCAAGAAGAAGGCGGCAGACGCCGAGGCGCACGCCGCGGCUGCGAAGCUGGGUGGCGAUGAGGAUUCUGUCUAUGGACACUAGUUUUGGAUUCUCCUGUGGUCUGUGAGCACCUCGGUGGUGGCAUGAUUACGGUGUUUUUCUUUUCCUUGUCUUUCCUUUUGAGUCGGAGUUUGAAUUUUUGCCUACAUUUCAUACAAGCAAGCGGAUUAUAGAUUGGUGUCAGACGAUACAACCCAGGGGUUUUGGUGCAAGUUUCAUAGAAUUCAAUAACACUUUUUUGUAAAGUUCACAAAGACAAAUUCCCUCUGCAAACUCUACUGGCG
Pyricularia oryzae 70-15 is the source of this 815-nucleotide messenger RNA. RefSeq lists its product as uncharacterized. Lineage: Eukaryota; Fungi; Ascomycota; Sordariomycetes; Magnaporthales; Pyriculariaceae. The coding region runs from base 223 to 573 and encodes 116 amino acids. The transcript has 2 exons. The record is from RefSeq and is a predicted model, not a curated record.